Messenger RNA from Pipistrellus nathusii (Nathusius's pipistrelle), 441 nucleotides. NCBI's taxonomy places the organism in Eukaryota, Metazoa, Chordata, Mammalia, Chiroptera, Vespertilionidae. The record is from the annotation of a GenBank genome assembly.
AUGAGAUCUCUACAGCUGCUCAGAGCCCCCUUCCUGUGCGGCCUGCUCUGGGCCUGUUGUGCCUCAGGUACCAGGGCCGAGCAGCAUGGGGUCGGUUCUUCCCAUCCCGGCAGCAUGGGGCUGGAUAAGCACACGGUGCACGACCAAGAGCAUAUCAUGGAACAUUUAGAAGGCGUCAUCAACAGACCUGAGGCGGAGAUGACUCCACAAGAGCUGCAGCUCCAUUAUUUCAAAAUGCACGAUUAUGACGGCAAUAAUUUGCUUGACGGCUUAGAACUCUCCACAGCCAUCACUCAUGUCCAUAAGGAGGGCGGGAAUGAACAGGAACCACCAAUGAGCGAAGAGGAACUGAUUAAUUUAAUAGAUGGUGUUUUAAGAGACGAUGACAAGAACAAUGAUGGAUACAUUGACUAUGCUGAAUUUGCAAAAUCACUACAGUAG